Cooperia oncophora is the source of this 552-nucleotide messenger RNA. NCBI's taxonomy places the organism in Eukaryota, Metazoa, Nematoda, Chromadorea, Rhabditida, Trichostrongylidae. The record is from the annotation of a GenBank genome assembly.
AUGUUCGAUGAAAAGAAGAACAGGCGAAAAUCAUUGCAACAACAAAAAUCCUCGAAUCUCGCAGACGUCGAAAAACGAUCAGUUCGUCAUCAAGCUCCCUACGUUGCCGAAUCCAGAUAUUACAUGGACAAAACGACAAGUACUGAAAUUGCCGCCGAAACAUACGAUCCAUUAGGCUUGUCUUUAUGGAAAGAGGAAGUGGGAUGGGAUGAAGUUCUACCAGCCCAUCUCACCAAAACAUGGAACGAAAUCACGUCUAGCUGGACUGCCUCGAAAAUUGUACUCCCACGCAGACUGCUCACAGGUACGAAAAACUCGUCACGUUUGAAAUUCGCGUUUUCACGGACGCUUCAAAGGCCGGAUAUUGAAUAUUUCUCUUCUUGUGUCCAAAACUCGAUUAUCGCCACUGAGUCACCGAUGACCAUAACCAAUCGAGCUGCGAACUAUCAGCGGCCAUCAAUUAUGGGUCAGCGAAAACUGAUAAGUAUAAUGACGCAAAAACCGCCUUUGAUAAGACAGUCAUAUGGUCGAAACGGCCCACGUAGGCAUUGA